Molecule: messenger RNA, 216 nt
Organism: Didymodactylos carnosus
Lineage: Eukaryota; Metazoa; Rotifera; Eurotatoria; Philodinida; Philodinidae
Source: the annotation of a GenBank genome assembly
AUGGAUGUCGAUUUAAUAAAUAUCAUUAUGCGAUGGAAAAGUGCUGAAUCACAUCGUGUAUCCGAAGCACAUCUACCGCAAUUGAUUCCACUUAAAUAUAUUGAUCGUGUUUAUAUGCCAAAAAAUGUAUUUGCAGUAUUACCGACCAAAACACGAGAAUAUGCCCAGGAAUUAUUUAAAAAUUUAUUAAGAAUAACAAAACACACAGUAGAUUAG